UGGCAACACUGCGACUCCUACAUGCUGGAGCCUGAAGAGGAAUUUGUGUCGGUGGCGCAAGACUUUCCUCCCUCCUGUUCUGACGUGACGCUCUUACUGCCACAGAGUCCGCCGCCACCAACGCAGCCUCAUGAUCUGACAGGAGUGGUGCUGAAGAGGUAAGGGGACCCGUAUAUUGAGACCUGAGAACCGAGAACAGGAGUCAAAGAACAUUCACCAGCCGAGCACCAUCCACUACCGAUUCAGCCCAGUCUUUAUAUUUAAAGUGAAUUUUACCGCCGCCAUGGGUGUGUCUAGGAGUUAUUUGCUGGAAGGGUGGAGAGGAGGAGGAGGUGUGACUAUGCCACCUGACCUGACCCCCGAAACGCGCCCACUUGCUGAGAACCCCACUAGGAGCUGUGAAGAUGACACCCGCAGCCCCCCACCUCCCCCUGGUACUGCUGAUCACUCCAGCAGCAGCAAUGGUGGGGGGCUGCAGCUGGCCCAGGAGAGUCCUGCCUCAACAGCAUCUCUACCAAAUACUCGGAGAGUGGGACAGGUGUGCCAUGAGACCAGGACAGAGGCUGGUGAGGGGACCGAGGGAGCAGCUCCGUCUGCUUCCUCGGUCGUCAACACCUACUACCUCUCUCCUCAGCUCAAAGCCGCCUUUGUCUCAGUUGGAGCGACCGACAGAGCUUACUCAUUCAAAGAGGUAUUGAUGCUGUUGAAAAAUUAUCUUUUUUCAAAUCCUAAGCUAUUUGACCCGGCUGAUAAAUUAUAUAUCAACUGUGAGUCUGACCCCCUCGGGAAGGCUUUUGGUGUGAAAAGGUUUCACUACAAUGAUGUUAGGUCACUGAUUACUCAGAAUAUCAUUAAAGUGCAUCCUGCAAGGGUUCUUCCCUGCCCUGAAGUACCCACACCUGUACCUGAUAACCUUAGUUCGAGUGUGCAUGCUGGUGGAAGCAAUGAUAGCACGUGCAGGUCGUCAGUGCCGGUUGGUGCUACGCCCAGCACAUCUGGAAAUGGGAUUGUAGUAUCUCAAGGUGUUUCAAACCUUGAGAAUGUAGCUACACCAGGUUCUGAGGCAGGAGUUCCUAGGAUUUGUGGUAGGCAGCGGGCACUGCCAGGACCAAGCAACACCCCUGUGGACAUCACCUGCCCAGACAUUCCUGAUAGCUGCUCUGAUGCUGAAAGUGUAUAUAGUGUCCAGGACUAUGAAACUGAAUAUUGUCGUAAUACUGAAUUUGAGAGCAGUGAAGAGGAAGACUUAAUGGAAGUGAACAGUGAAAUUUUUGAAGAAUACGAGCCACCCUCGGAUGACGCCAGGGACGACAAGGACCAGUGCGAUGACAGUGACUCCUCUAUUGAUGACGUGGAAAUAGCAGUGUUGGCCUACACUUUGGUCCAGGACGAAGCUGAGGAAGGCUUCUGGGCUGACGACGACUCAGUCACAGACUCAGAACAUUCUGACGAAGACAACGACCCAGAGUGUGUGUCGGACCGCUGGGACUGCCUGACAUGUGGCCUGAAGAACAAGCCUUUUGUCCGCUAUUGUAGCAAGUGCUGGCAGUUGAGAAAAAAUUGGCUCCCAGACCCACCCAAAAAACGAAGGAGAAAACCUCGACCAAAGAAGAAGAACACAAGAAACAGGAUGGCUUCUGGUCCUUCAGAACAGUCUACCUCCCAGGGUGCAAGUCAGUGGAAGGAUGAGGAUGCGGGAACCUCGUCUGAGAGUAGUGUAGGUGGCAGUUCCCAAGCUGGUGAGCUGAUCAGAUAUUCCUCAGUUUCCACCACAGUAUCUGGAAGCUCUACACAAGACUCGGGGUGUUUUUUGUCACAGGAUUUGUUAGAGUCUCAAGAGGCAACAGAGGUAUUGGUCGAUGAACAUUGUGUAGAGGAGAGGACAGAAUCACAAGCAAGUGAAAGUAAAGAUUCCUCAGAGGCAGAGAAACAGUCUCUGGAGGAAACGGUGCAACCAAAGAUGUUAAGUAGUAGGAAAAGGAAAUCAUCUAGUUCAGAAUAUUUCACAACUGCAAAGCGUUUAAAAAGGUCAGAGGAUAAAGUUGAGGUGCCUUAUGGGGAUCCAGAAACACUUGCUAAGGAAAUAUUCAAGUUUGUAUCAUCAAGUAAAGGCAAGGAAUGGCUCAUUUCUCCUGAUGGAAUGAAAUUUGCAAGGUCCCUUCAGCCAUCUCCAGCUUAUCAGGAAUCAAUAACAAGGAUGAUUGCUGAGCAGACGUCGUCCUCGGGCGCUUCCUCGGGGAUUUCCAUGUUGUGCUCCAUCUGCUGCCUUCGGCCAAAGAACGCUUCAAUAAUACAUGGGAGACUGGCUCACCAAGCAACGUGCUACCAGUGUGCACGGAAGCUCCUGAAUGAUGGUGCCAGGUGUCCAGUUUGUCGGCGCAAGAUCCACAUGGUAUGCAAGCAAAUAUUGGCUUAGCAGAAUAGUCUUUAUUUGCUUUAGUUUGCACAAUUUCAAUUCCAAAAGCAUAUCAAGGAUAAGAUGUUAUUUAUUAUGAUGUUUAUAAUUUUGCCCAACUAUCUGUAACUCUUUACAUGAUGAAAUAUCUUCUAUUAAUACUUUAUGCAAUUCUUUGCAGUUUUCUUUAAAAAGUUAUCUGCGUACAUAAACUUUGACUUCUAUGAUCUGCAGGAAUUCUGUAACUCACUUAUCCUUAAGAAAAUUUUCCUGAUUAUCCUUUUGCAGAACAUUAUUCCUUCAAGGCUUGCAUCCCAUACUACACCACAAAUUCCUUUUUUCACACAAAGUGCUGUAAAUGCAUUCUCUCUCUCUCUCUCUCUCUCUCUCUCUCUCUCUCUCUCUCUCUCUCUCUCUCUCUCUCUCUCUCUCUCUCCAGUUAUAUCUUUUAUUUGAUCUUUAAGUGAAUUUGUGAAAAAUAUUAACAUAGCGUAUGUGUUACUUCUCAACUUAUGAAACAUAUCAACAUAUGUGAAAUUACAGACAUUUAUUGCCUCGUUUUGUUGUUAGUCAUUAUUUAACAGAUCUAGCUUAUGCAAGCAAUGACCACACUGAGCUUUCAUUAAUGCUCCCAUUUAUUAAAAUUAUUUAUUUAGGUUCAUAAGACUGGAUGUGGGGAGACAAGGAGACUGAAAUAUAGAAGUACUAACUAUAUAUACAUAGUCACACCACUGUGUGUCAGAAACACAUAUGUGGACCCUAAGGCGUUUAAGGGCAACAUUAACGAGCCGUAAAUGUAAGGUAAGAACUGAAAUACAAGAAAAUCUGUGUAUUUAUAUAGGAAAUAUAUGAAGGUUUCUUAGAGGUGCUAGGAAUGUACAAAACAGUCAGUCUACCUUUGUCAAGGAUAGAUUUGUAUUAUGAAGUCAUUUUAUUUAUACUCAGAUUAUACUGUGUAGUUAAUGUUAGUAUUUCAUGACAGAUUUCUUUUCAUCAGAAGCCAGAGCCAGGUGAUGAAUGGCCUGGUUGACCCAUUGUGGUGUGUGUGUGUGAGUGUUGUGAGGAGUUGGAGAUGGUAAUGCAGUAUACCAUCCUGAUUCAUGGCUUAUAAUGUCAACCACUGUGUAUGGUGCAGUACAUGCUGCGACAAAUGGUAUUGUGGAAUGAAGUGGGUGUCAUUGGCACAGACUUUUCAUCGACUCAAAAACUGCAUUGGGAAAUAGUAACUUAUGUCUAGAGGCAGUGUUAGAUUUCACCUUCAAGUUGGGCCGAUAUUACCAAGCCAAGUGUUACAUGGCCUCUCACACCACCACACUUCGAAGAGACAGGUCUAUAGUGAGUACUGACAAGGUUUUUGCUCUCCAAUGAACAUUGAUUUAGUGGACUGGCAGCCUCACACUGUCACUGUGCCCCGCCUGGAAGGUAAGGAACCAGUGUAUGUCAGUUCACCAUCAUAAAUUAUUUUAUUUUCAGAGUUUUUGUGGAAAAAAUAAAUUCUAUUGGGAAA
Portunus trituberculatus (swimming crab) is the source of this 3902-nucleotide messenger RNA. RefSeq names its product E3 ubiquitin-protein ligase Mdm2-like. The record is from RefSeq and is a predicted model, not a curated record. Lineage: Eukaryota; Metazoa; Arthropoda; Malacostraca; Decapoda; Portunidae. The transcript is spliced from 7 exons. Bases 284 to 2416 code for a protein of 710 amino acids. Gene Ontology annotation, biological process: regulation of cell cycle; negative regulation of apoptotic process. Gene Ontology annotation, cellular component: nucleus.